This is a messenger RNA of Helianthus annuus (common sunflower), 909 nucleotides long. Its product is annotated as mitochondrial inner membrane protease subunit 1. Lineage: Eukaryota; Viridiplantae; Streptophyta; Magnoliopsida; Asterales; Asteraceae. The record is from RefSeq and is a predicted model, not a curated record. The transcript has 6 exons. The coding region runs from base 201 to 752 and encodes 183 amino acids. Gene Ontology annotation, cellular component: mitochondrial inner membrane peptidase complex; membrane. Gene Ontology annotation, molecular function: serine-type endopeptidase activity.
UUCUUCCAAAUUUACAAAACUAGGGGGUUAUAUUUAAACAUUUAGACCUAAUUUCAUGAGGUUUAUCAUCUUCCCCAAUUUUCCACAACUCAACGACGCUCCACUUUCCGGCGCCGGCGACGGCGAAACCACUCCCAUCUUUUAUAAGGUACAAAAGGUUGAAGCUUCUUCCAUCAUAAAAGGUUUUGAUAUAAAGAAAGAUGAGUUUGUUUCAGCAAUGGGCUUUCAUAGUAAAAGAAGCACUAGACAAAAGCUUUCUAGUCGCCAAAUUCUUCUGUAGUGUUCAUGUCGCCAAUACCUACCUCUGCUCUACCGCUUUGGUUCAAGGUCCUAGUAUGCUCCCUACCUUUAGCCUUACUAACGAGCUAGUCUUGCUUGAGAGAAUCUCAACCCGAAACGGUAAAGCGGGUACCGGUGAUGUGGUCAUACUCCAGUCGCCUGAAAAUCCAAGGAAGUUUGUCACCAAAAGAAUUAUUGGAAUGGAAGGUGACAAAAUUACCUACAUUGUGGAUCCCAAAAAUAGUGAUAGCACCGAGACUGUUAUUGUUCCAAAGGGACAUGUAUGGGUUCAGGGAGAUAAUAUUUAUAAUUCUUAUGAUUCGUGGAAUUUCGGGCCUGUUCCUUAUGGGCUACUUCAAGGCAAGGUCUUUUGGAGGAUAUGGCCUACAAGUGCAUUUGGAUCAAUUGGGAGGAGACCAGAAACUGUUGACCCUGCCCUUAAGCAGGUCUUAGAGCAGGCAAACCAGUCAUGACUAUAUUGGCUGUGUUGCAUUUGGCUGGCAGGACAAUCCUUUUGAGGGAUUAAAUUUCUUAUAUUUUUGGAGUAAUAAUUGAAACAUCACUUGUUUACCUUUGAGGCAAUGUAUAAUACCACAUAGCAAGUUUGAAAAUAAUACUAGUUUUAGACUA